Molecule: messenger RNA, 2659 nt
Organism: Trifolium pratense (red clover)
Lineage: Eukaryota; Viridiplantae; Streptophyta; Magnoliopsida; Fabales; Fabaceae
Product: protein ESMERALDA 1-like
Exons: 10
Coding region: 291-1982 (563 amino acids)
Source: RefSeq, a predicted model, not a curated record
AUUCACGCCCCACUUCCUCAUCACGUGCGUUUUCUCUUUUGUUUCUCUCUCUACUCUCCAGCACAGCACUCUCUCUCUCUCUCUCUCUCUCACAGAUACUUUUCUUUUCAAUAUUUUUUCUUCAUCGUUUCCAAUUCAUUCACCCAUCCCCACUCUCAGAAAUAGAAAAAAAAAAAAAACUCCAGUUCCGUCCACAUCUCCAAAAAACCGGGCCAGAGACAAAACAAACAAAAAAAAAACCCGCACACCCACCAUAACUAUCAUGUAACCUCGCUCCAUUCAAUCACCAAAUGCACCCUUACAACCGUCUCCCGUCAAGUGGCCAUACAACACCUUCACCUCCCGCCUCACCCCGCCGUUCACCUCGUCUCCGUCACAUUCGCACCAAAACCGGCCGGUUCUCUCCGGCUCAACCGGCUCCUCGAACCUUCGCUCAACGACUCGCUUGGAUUUUUCUCUCCGUUCUCCUUCGUCGUCAAGGUGUUUUCCUUUUUGCACCUCUUAUUUAUAUCUCUGGUAUGAUCCUUUACUUCGGUACUUUCUCGUUCGAUAUUGUUCCUAUCAUUACGCAUCGUCCUGCUCCUGGCUCUGUUUAUCGUAGUCCUCAACUUUACGCUAGACUUCUACCGGAAAUGGAUGCUGAUAAUUCUUCUGUUGAUGCGAUAUCAACAAUAUGGAGGAGUUCACAUACAGGUGGUGAAUGGAAACCAUGUGUACACAGAUCUACAGAAGGCCUUCCUGAAUCAAAUGGAUACAUUUUUGUAGAGGCUAAUGGAGGCUUAAAUCAGCAAAGGAUAUCGAUAUGCAAUGCUGUUGCUGUGGCCGGUUAUCUUAAUGCUACUCUUGUGAUCCCAAAUUUCCAUUAUCAUAGCAUAUGGAAAGAUCCUAGCAAGUUCAGCGACAUUUUUGAUGAAGAAUAUUUUGUCAAUACCUUGAAAAAUGAUGUACGGGUGGUUGAAAAGAUUCCUGAGUACCUGAUGGAAAGAUUUGGCAGCAACAUGACAAAUGUUUUCAAUUUCAGGAUCAAGGCAUGGUCAUCCAUUCAGUAUUACGGAGAUGUGGUACUCCCAAAGUUACUUGAAGAACAGGUUAUAAGGAUUUCACCUUUUGCAAAUAGAUUGUCAUUUGAUGCUCCUCCUGCUGUCCAGCGUCUCAGAUGCUUAGCAAAUUACGAGGCUUUACGAUUUUCAAGUCCCAUAUUGAACCUGAGUGAGUCUUUGGUUGCAAGAAUGAGGAAGAAAAGCAUAAUGAAUGGCGGUAAAUAUGUCUCCAUACAUCUUCGUUUUGAAGAGGAUAUGGUUGCUUUCUCUUGUUGUGUUUUCGAUGGUGGGAAACAGGAGAGAGAUGACAUGGUUGCAGCAAGAGAAAGAGGUUGGAAAGGGAAAUUUACAAAACCUGGACGAGUUAUACGUCCUGGAGCAAUCAGGAUCAAUGGGAAGUGUCCCCUCACUCCAUUAGAGGUUGGCCUUAUGCUUAGGGGAAUGGGUUUUACAAAGAACACCUCCAUCUAUUUGGCAUCUGGAAAAAUAUAUGAUGCCGAGAAAACAAUGGCCCCUCUAAGGGAAAUGUUUCCAAAUUUGCAUACUAAGGAGACUUUAGCAUCUGAGGAGGAACUUUCCCCAUUUAAGAAUUAUUCUUCCAGGAUGGCUGCCAUAGAUUACACUGCUUGUCUUCAUAGUGAGGUGUUUGUCACAACUCAGGGUGGUAACUUCCCUCAUUUUCUACUGGGCCACCGGAGAUACUUGUAUGGUGGACACUCUAAGACAAUAAAGCCUGAUAAACGCAAGUUGGCAUUACUCUUCGAUAGUACCACUAUUGGAUGGAAAAGUCUCAAGCGUCAAUUGCAGAGCAUGAGGUCACACAGUGAUUCCAAGGCAGUUGAGCUCAAAAGGCCUAAUGACUCCAUAUAUAGCUUUCCAUGCCCAGAUUGCAUGUGCCAUACAAAUAGAACCAAUGAUUCUAAAUCUUCAUCAGCUACUUGAUCUACUAACAGAGUUUUAUGGGUGUUCCUAUUUACUUUGACUUUAAGAGUGUGCCUUGCCGCAUUUUUCUGACAUGACUAUUUCAUUUUUUCCCUUUUCCCAUAUGAUGAGAGGGCUCCAAACCCAAAAUUUGGAGGUUAACAAGAUUUUGUUGGAGGUCUAAUUAUUUCUUGUGACUGGAUUUCAAGGAAGUCACAUCUCUUUUAAACAUGAUGGAAGUUGAGAACAGAGUAAAAAUUGUGCAAUUGCAUGAUUUUUUCCCAGAACAUUGAUCGAGCUUUGCUUAAUAUAUUGAAUAUUGAAUUAGCAGCUGAUGUGUCUAACAAGCUUUGAAAAGACGAACUAACAUUCCAUCAUACCCUGCCUGUACAUUACCUGAAGAUUGUUCUCUGUGGGUUAAGGUUUAAGGCUGUAGCAACAAAUUGUUUGUGUGCAUUAACAAAUUCAACUUCUGCAUUGAGGCUAUGUAUUUUAUUUUUUAUUUUCCCUCGUAUUGAGGGGCCUAUUGUUAUUCUUUUACAUUGGUACUCCAUUGUUUUAGUGAUGAUACCAAUGAAUGUAAUUAGUUUACCAUGGAUGACAUAACAAUUGCAAAGGAUCUGGACAGAUAUUUUCUUAGGAUUUUCAAGUUGAAUUGUGAUUGUUGGAAAUACAUACAGACAGUAUGUUAACAUCUA